CAUUGUCUGACUACAAACGUGAAAUGUACACGUACUACAAUACUUGAAUAACUUCACCUCAUCGUUGAAAACAAAACAAAAAUAAUAAUUCAAAUAUCUUUGUUUGCUUACUCGUAAAGUCCAUUCCCCAGUGAUUCUUAGCUAUCACUGAUAGCUGGCUAGCGUGUGCUACCUCGGUAUUGUUGACGUUUAGCUAGCUAAGUAGCUAGCUGUAGCUACAUGCAAAACUAUUACUAGGAACCUGAUGUAACAUUACCUAAUUCAUUGCUUGUUUUUCAUAGCGCUUAAAGGUUGUCUAAAAUAAGUUUUACAAGUUCGUUUGACAAGGUAAGAAGAGGGCACGAAGUUGGGGGUCAGUGGAGGGACCGGACUGCUACGGAGAGGAAGUGGAGACCUUGGGACAGGAAGUAGAGACCCUGGAGUGUGCCGUGGGGUCGGCGCUCAAACGCUCGCCAACAUGUCAGACGCCAUCCUCACUUUCCAAGUCCAGCUCUCUGCUGUCAUGGAAACGGUGCUCAAGUCGGCCAUGUAUGAGAUCACCCGGCUGGUGGAGGACAGCUUCCUGGAGGAAGUGGCUCGGAGCAAACAGGAAGUGGAGGCCCUGAGGCAGCGGCUGCAGUGGUCGGAGAGCCGGCGCAGAGAGCGAGAGAGCGGUGGGCGAGCGAGGUGCCUGGACUGCGGCAGAGUCGGAGUUUCCAGCGAGGAGUCAGAGGACCCACCCUCAGGAACACUGUCCGGAGCUGAAGCAGACCCUCCUCCUCCUCUCAGUAAGGGCUGUGCUGAGCCGGAGUGGAGCCCCGCUGUGGGACAGGACACAGCGCCCUCUUCAGGCAGCCUCCUGCCAGAGCGGCAGAGCAGCAGGCCGCGCGGCGGGGAGGCCUGCGGGGCGUACGAGUCGGAGGCGGGACAGGAAGCCGCCGCCCGCAGACUCGGUCUGGCUGGGCCUCAGCGCUGCGGGCCACGCCGCAGUGACCCCGACUCGCAGCGCGUCACCUGGACCACCUUUAAAUUAGGGGACAGCCACGCUGAGGCGGAGGGGCUGGACCCCCCGUACGCUGCAGCGGCAGAGCCAGCCAGUCCGCAGGCUCACAGGGACCCGCAGCCCCGCCCCGCUGAGGAGGGGGCGGGGAACAGCGCCUCCCCUCUGCAGUACCUUAAUGUGAAAUCGGAGGCGCUGCUCAUUAAAGAGGAGGCGGAGGUGCAGCCCGUGUGCAGUGAGGAGCUCAGAUGGGACGUAGCUCACAGGGAGUCCUGGGACAGAGGAGACCUGCAGGUAGAGCACACGGCCCACUCGCCCCCCCCACAGGGCGCAGUGACAUCACUGCAGUGCUUUCCAGAGAAGCUGGAGAGCCUGGCUCUGCGCUUCCCUCCCCAGCAGCAGGGGCUGGUCCUCCCUCAGUCUCUCAGAGCCGCCCCGAGCAGCACGGGGGUGCGGGCGGACCCCCCCGACACGGCUGGCUGCACCGUACACCUCAGGGGUUUCACUCAGUCAAAAACCACCCAGCUGCACCACAGAGAUCCCGCGGUAGAGAGACCGUUCUGUUGCACGCGUUGUGGGAAGAGCUUUUCCCGCUUGCCGUACCUUAAAGAGCACCUGAAAACACACACGGGGGAAAAACCGUUCAGCUGCAUUCAGUGUGGGAGGGGUUUCACCAAGCUGAGCAACCUGAAAGCUCACCGCAGGGUUCACACAGGAGAGAGACCCUACAUUUGUACCAACUGUGGGAAGAGGUUUACUCUGAAAAGCAACUUGAAACGGCACCAGAGAAUUCACACGGGGGACAGAUUGUUCAGCUGUAAAUAGCAGCUUCCCAUUGCUAAGUUCAGUGUAGGGAACAGUUUUCUGCUUUUUGAAAAAUUCUUUGAACCUUUGAUAAUCUAAUUAAGAUAUUGUUCUUCUUAACCCUUAAUGUAUUUCUUCAUUGCCUUAUGUGCUCGGUAUUUAUUUAUUUAAAAACCCUUUUGGUCUGCUACAAAUAGGAAAAACAUGCCCUUGUGUAACAGGGGAAGUGAUAUUUUUUUACAUAAGUUUUACACCUUUUAAUGAAGUUACCAGACCCCUCUGUAUUAGAACACCUGAUUCUCUUUGUACCUGCGCCCCAGUCCUUGAUCUAACCACAGUUGGUUUUAUCCUUUUGAAUUAGUAACACGUUUUAUUAAUAUUACUUUUCAAGUGGCCAGUGAUAUCAGUGAAAAUGAUUACAUGUGAGAAAUGAAAAGGUUAAAAAAAUCUUAUUUCAGGUGCAUUGCAGUUAUGGUUGAAUCUGCGCCUGAGUGUGUGAAUAUUAAGUUGUCUCUUGAAGACAGAAUACUUUGCAGAGGACUCCUCACUCUGCACAAGUAAGCUAAAUUGGUCAGGAGAGAGAAACCUGGCAGUUGGUUUAACAGAAGUUAUUUGGUUAAAGAGGAAUUCCACCACAAAACAACAUUUAGCUCAUUUAACUGAUCAAGACGUAAUUAAUUAACUCUGUGUGGCUGGCCAAAGCAGUCUCUGUGCAGAGAUGUCUUGGUGGAGUUAUACGUCACAGUGACUGUACUGCAGCACAUUAGCAGGGCAGGCCAGAGACUGCGGUCAAAAAAAGGCAGCCAAACCCAGCCCUAGACACAUCAACACUACAAAAUAAAAAUACAUUUCUCCCUGCCUGGCUUAACUCCUCCAUCUCCUCUCCCCCAUUCUCUCCCACCACCGGUAUUUUAUAAUAAAAUAUGCCGGAUACGUUAUAACAACCAAAUAUUGCACAAGUCGUGACUGUGUCUGAAAUAGCUUGUUAUGAGUCAGCUGCAUAAAUAAUUUAUUCAUAUUGUAGUAACGUUAAAUCCAUGCAGUUUGGCCGACUGAAUUGCCAUUUUCUUUUUAAUACAACUUAACCCUAAUGCUAACUUAAGCAGUAAAGUGAACUGAAGACAUUUUCUUUCCAGAUUUUGUUUCUGCGGUGGCUAGCCUGCUAGCGUGUAGCGCUACCCUCUCUCCAGCCCAGUCGUAAUGCCCAGCCCCUGCGUUUGUGCUCAUUUGGAGUGGCAACCUGUGACUGGCAUUGCCUGAUGCCCGCCCAUGGCCUGUGAGUGCCCGCUCUGUGGCCUGUGAGUGCCCGCUCCAUGGCCUGUGAGUGCCCGCUCCGUGGCCUGUGAGUGCCCGCUCCGUGGCCUGUGAGUGCCCGCUCCAUGGCCUGUGAGUGCCCGCUCCAUGGCCUGUGAGUGCCCGCCCAUGGCCUGUGAGUGCUCGCUCUGUGGUGGUCCACAGUAAAGCAGGUACCUGGAGCAUGCGCUGUAGUUUGGGGCUGUGUCUGCACUCACUCCUGUUCUGCUUGAGAGCGCAGUUUAAUCAGGACAGCUGCUCUUCUACAGGGAAGCGUUCAUUUUGUGGUGGAAUUCCCCUUCGAGAGAGAAACCAGGCAGUUGGGUGUAAACAGACGCUGGUUGCUUGGCAGCUGAGCAGCGUUUGGGGUCUGCUGGAGGUUCGUUUCAGGGGUUGGCCAUGACCCUGUCUGUCAGGCAGUGUGCACAGCUGGUCUGGGGGUCAGCUCCAGUCCUCCUUACAUGCUCUUGUCUACAUGGUCAUACUCACACUAAUGGGGUGUUUGCCCAGUACCAGCGUAUAUACGUAUAUAAAACACAGAAAAAUGUUCAAAACCUGUAUUUUAAGUUGAAAUGAAAAUAAAAAAAAUUGAGUCAAAAAUA
Anguilla anguilla (European eel) is the source of this 3678-nucleotide messenger RNA. RefSeq names its product zinc finger protein 628-like. Lineage: Eukaryota; Metazoa; Chordata; Actinopteri; Anguilliformes; Anguillidae. The record is from RefSeq and is a predicted model, not a curated record. Gene Ontology annotation, molecular function: RNA polymerase II cis-regulatory region sequence-specific DNA binding; DNA-binding transcription factor activity. The coding region runs from base 458 to 1804 and encodes 448 amino acids. The transcript has 3 exons. Gene Ontology annotation, biological process: regulation of transcription by RNA polymerase II.